AUGGAAACGAAACACCUCUUUACUCUCCAAACUCUGUCUUCCGAACCUCCUGCGUCAACUGAGAUUUCAGUUCAGCGGCGCACUUCUUUCUGGAUUUCCAUCUCCACUCUACAGUCUCCUUGGAUCGCCUCUUCAGCUGCUUCCCCUUCGAAACUCCAGAGUCCAGUCUCGCCAUUCUCCUUCAGCUGCUUCAGUCCUGAUUUGAUGAUGCCUCGUUCACGGUUCCCCUUCCGUCGUUCGAAGCUCUUGUCAUCGUUCUCCUUCGUUCAAAGCUCCAGUCACCGUUCUUCAGAUUUGACGUUCUCCUCGGUUCCUUCGUUCGAUCGCUUCUUCAACUCCAUCUCCUUCGAUCUCGCGUCUUCAUCUCCAAUCGUUCGUGCUCGUUCUUCAGGGUGUAACUGCAUAUUGGAGAUCACAAGAAUCUCAUCCUCCUGUAUCAGAGUCAUGCUUUAAGUUCGCUGUAUCAAGAAAAAAAGCUUAACAGACAAGUUCUCUGAUUGUGAAACUUGACGAAAAAUGUGAGCAAUACUCAAUAUAUUUAAUUUCAUGGCCAAGCACUCUUCCCAAAAAUCUAUUUAAGAAACGGGUAUCAAGACAUGAAAGCAAGUGUAGCUUUAUCCUUCAAUAUAUAUCUCUUGGAGCAUAUAACUACAACAGAGAUGUUCACAAGCAUCUCUCUGCAUGUUAUAUGUCUUUGGGAUUUGGUCUUACUUUUUGUUAAUGAUAUCAAAGCUCUUUCUUGUUUA
Molecule: messenger RNA, 746 nt
Organism: Prosopis cineraria
Lineage: Eukaryota; Viridiplantae; Streptophyta; Magnoliopsida; Fabales; Fabaceae
Exons: 3
Coding region: 1-453 (150 amino acids)
Source: RefSeq, a predicted model, not a curated record